AUGUAUUUGUCAGCGUCAUACCAUUGGCUUCAUCUAAUUGUGGCUGCUCUGUAUUAUAUAACACCUACUCUGGCAAGAGGUAUUGGUACCAAAUCUCUAGUCACUUGUAUUGAGAACUCCAAAAUAUCAGCUAAUGAAUUCGAAUUACUUUUCAAUCCCGAUGAUAAUUCUGCUCAUUACAAAUUAAAUUUAAAUACAGAAAUAGAUGAUUAUAUACUCGUCGAUAUUGCCAUCUAUGCUUAUGGGUUACAAUUAUUCCGUCAAACUUUCAACCCAUGUUCUGCUGGUUGGAAACAAUUUUGUCCUUUACACCCGGGUAAAGUAGAAAUCGAUUCUGUUGAAUACAUCCCCAAUGAUUUCACAGGUUUGAUCCCAGGUAUCGCUUACACAGUGCCAGAUGUCGAUGCAUCUGCCAAGAUUUUGUUCUAUGAAGCUUCUGAUUUAAGAACACCCACAGCAUGUGUUCAAAUGUUUUUCUCCAAUGGGAAAACCAUCUCAUUACCAGCGGUUAAAUGGGUCAUCGGCCUCAUCACUCUUUCAGGGCUUAUUAUUGCUGCGUUAUUGCAUUUAUUUGGGAAAUCAACUUCUUCUUCACAUAUAGUAGCUUGUUUGAUUUCAUUAUUUUUAUAUUUCCAAUCAGUUUCCAUUGUAUCCAUGCAACAUGUUCAAAAAUUACCACCUUUAGCUGAAGCUUGGUCUGAAAAUUUAGCUUGGACUAUGGGGCUGAUUAGAGUUGGAUUCAUGCAAAAAAUCUUCCGUUGGUUUGUAGCAGCUACAGGUGGUUCUCCAUCUUUAUUCCUUACCUCGACUAUUAUUGCCAUUUUCCCACAAAGAAGGAAAAGAGAAUUUGCAUCUUUGGCUUAUUCAUUAAGAAAAAGAGCCAAUGAUACUUUUUAUGGGAAUGAAAGUACAAUCAUCUUUAGAGGUAUCAAAAGAUUAGCCACAGGUUUGAAUUUGGAAUGUACUUCUGUAGUGUUAACAGCAUUCACUUUCUUUAUGACUUCCAUUUAUAUUUUAUUUGGUUUCACUGUUAUUUCUAAACAAAUGAUAGAAUUAUUAGUUUCCAUUGGUUGGAUUAAACCAUCUAGAUUGGCUCAUUUUAGAAGAAAUUGGAAACCACUUUUAAAGGGGUCCAUCUAUCAUUUCAUCUUCUUAGGGUUUGCUCAAAUCACUGCACUGAGUUGUUGGGAAUACACAGAAAGAGAUUCUGCUGCGGUAAUUGUCAUGACCACCAUCUUGUUAGUCUCUAUUAUCUCAUUAAUGUUAUUAGUAGCUACAAAAGUGGUCAUCGUAGCAAGAAGAUCAAUAAGAGAUCAUGGUAAUCCAACUCAAUUGUUAUUUGGUCAAGAAGAUUUCUAUACAAAAUAUGGGUUUUUCUACAAGAUGUUUAAAUCGAAUUUCUAUUGGUGGAACAUUUACUUAUUAACUACUAUCUUUAUGAAAGCUUCAUUCAUUGGGUUUGGUCAAAGUUCAGGGAAAACUGAAAGUAUCGCUUUUUUCGUAUUGGAUUUACUAUAUUUAUUCUUAUUAAUGAUCUUUAGACCUUAUUUGAAUUUACCCAUGAAUGUUUUGAACAUUUUCAUUGCCAUUGUGGUUUUCUUAAAUUCCACAAUGUUUACAUUUUUCUCAGAAGCUUUCUCAGAUUCAUACAUGAUCUCUGCCAUCUUGGGUGUUGUUUUUGUCAUAAUGAAUAUAUCAUUCUCAGGGUUCCUCAUCUUCUUAAUCACUGUUUUCACCAUCUACAUCUCAAUUAUCAGCAAUCCAAAUAAAUCAUUUUUCGCUCCCAAAGAUGGAAGAAUUGCGUACCAAAAGGAUUUCUCAGAAUAUUUACCUGUAUCAGAAGAUUCAUUCUCAUUAUUACAGGAAAGUACUCGUACUGGAAGUAUCAAUUGGGAUCAUUCAAUUUCUAUUUCAAACGCCCAUGGUACUCCAAAGGAAUUCGAUAAAGAUGGCUUCACAUUGGCUGAUAUGACUACUACCACUCCGGUAAGAUUAGAUUCAAACGACGAGGCAAGCCUUGUAGGCACUCCUUCCACAAGCAAGACUUUAACACCUUCAAGAUUCCAAAGUCCUGUAAAAAUAUUUGCUCCUGGUAUUUUUAAACAUUUGAAAUUGGGUAAAAUUAAAAAACAUAUAAUCUUAAAAGAUGGUUCAAGACAAGAAAUAGAUAUCCCUGAUGACGAUGAAGAUGACGAUGGAGAUGACGAAAAUCAUUUAACUGAUUUUGAUAUCGAUGGCGAAUCCCUUUCAUUCUCAGAGUUGGAUAAUUCAAAUGAAACUGCUCAUGAUAGUCACCACAAUAAUGAUACUUUUAAUAAGAAAGAUAAAAUCCAAUUCGAAGAAAAUGAAUCGAGCGGUAGCCGCAAUGAUACAACAUCUUCCACACACGUAGAUUCACUUCAUGGCCCAUUAUUACAACCUCCUCCAUAUAAUGUCGAUUCUACACCAGAGUUAAACGGACAUUCUACAUGGACUUCAGUUCCAAACAAUAAAAAAGAUGAAGACACAAAUUUAUUAACUGAUAACGAUACUCUACACGAUAAUGACGAGGAACAAAACUGA
Henningerozyma blattae CBS 6284 is the source of this 2562-nucleotide messenger RNA. RefSeq lists its product as uncharacterized. Bases 1 to 2562 code for a protein of 853 amino acids. Lineage: Eukaryota; Fungi; Ascomycota; Saccharomycetes; Saccharomycetales; Saccharomycetaceae. Gene Ontology annotation, biological process: fungal-type cell wall biogenesis; transmembrane transport. The transcript has a single exon. The record is from RefSeq and is a predicted model, not a curated record.